GCAAAGAGGCUUCUCUGCAGUUGCUCGAAGAUGCCAGAGUUGUAUCAAGCCCCAUGGCUUUCCCGCAGGGGAUCUUGGGAAAUGUAGUUCUGCGAGGGUGCUGGAAAUCUAUAAGAAGAGCCUUGCUUUUGACCCACCACUAGUAGUAUCCUGUGAAGCCUUCAGCUGGAGAAACCCCGGCCUCUCCCACUGGGCAAAGGCAAGGAAAGAGGCCUCUUCCCCUAAGAAGAUAAAGGCCUCGCCAAGGGGAAAAAAGCCACUAACUCUCUUCUGACCCAACUGGUCUGGUCUGAGGCCUAGCGGCAGAAGAUGGCUGCCAAGCAACCUGGCACAACAGAACUUGGCGAGAACUGCCCGAAAAGGCCUCGACUCGAUCCUAUGGCACUUCAGCCAGCACCGGCUUCACAUCCUCACGCAACUGACCUCAUCGAGGAAUAUGACAUCAUCACUGAAGAAGACAUUGAAGAGAUCAAGGAUGCUCUCAAAGAGGGGAAAAUGGUGGAAGCGGCAUCCAAGAUUAUGGAAAACUUGCAGGCCUUGGAAAACUCCCGCUUGGACAUUGCGGUGACGGGAGAGUCGGGUUCUGGCAAGUCCUCCUUCGUCAAUGCCAUUCGGGGCUUAGGGGAUGAAGAUGAUGGUGCUGCUGCCACUGGGGUGGUGGAGACCACAAUGGUGCCCACUCCUUACCCACACCCCAAACAUCCCAACGUGACCGUGUGGGACCUGCCUGGAAUAGGCACCCCAGAGUUCCAGUCCAGCACUUACCUAGAAAAAGUGGGCUUCUCUCGCUAUGACUUCUUUAUUCUGAUUGCUUCGGAGCGCUUCAAAUCCAACCAUGCCCAGUUGGCACGUGAGAUUCAGCAGCUGGGCAAACGCUUCUACUUUGUGCGCUCCAAGGUGGAUGCAGACGUGCACGCGACUAAAAAGCGUCGGCCACGAGCUUACGAUGAGGAGCUGCUACUGAAUCAGAUUCGAGAAAAUAGCAAAAAGUGCCUCCUGGACGAAGGAAUCAUUUCUCCCCAGGUCUUCCUCCUGUCCAGCUGGGAGCUGAACAAGUAUGACUUCAUGUUGCUGGAAGAGACCUUGGAGAAGGAGCUGCCAAAGCACAAGAGGCAUGCCUUCCUCUUGGCCCUGCCCAACAUCUCACUAGUUAUCUUGCAGAAGAAGAAGGAGGCCUUGCAGAAACAGAUCUGGAAGCUGGCGACUAUCUCAUGCGGGGUGGCUGCUGUGCCCAUUCCUGGUCUUUCAGUAGCCUGUGAUGUGGCUAUCCUGGUUAAGUCUCUCUCGGAGUAUCGCCAAAACUUUGGCCUGGAUGAGGAGUCCCUCAACAAGUUGGCUGAGAAGGUGGCCAAGCCUGUGGAGGAGAUCAAAGAGGCGAUCAAGUCACCGUUGGCCAAAGAGAUCUCCAGGGACUUAGUGGUGAAGAUGUUGACCAAGGCUGGUGGUGGGGCAUUGAUGUUCAUGGAGUAUUUAGCUAGCAACAUACCCAUAUUUGGCUCCUUGGCAGCUGGAGGGAUCUCCUAUGGAACCACCUACUACAUGCUCUGGAGUUUCCUUAAUGAGGUGGCUGCAGAUGCUCAUAAUGUUCUCAUUAGGGCCUUUGAGUCCGAUAUUUGAAAGGGUUCUUGGGUGGCAGAUCAACAGCAGAUGCUCAGUUCUUCUAACAUCAUGUAACUCCACUGAAGCUAAGAGAGCUCUGUUGUGUUCUUGCCCGCUGAGAACCAAGCUUAUCAACGGGAACAAACAGAAAGAGGUUCGAGACCACAAAUGUUGGACCAUCACAGUAACUGGGGGAGGAGGGAAUAGAACAUGCUCCUCAAUUUAUAUUGCCAAAUUUAAAUUUAGUUUAAUUCUAGCAAAUUCCAGCAUAGGAAUUGUCAAUCUGUGAAGUGUCUAGGAAUCUCUAUAAAGAAUUUUCACCGCCUUCAUAAAACCAGGGUUCCUUGGGGGAUAGCAAUGACAAUUAAACCUGCUGGUUUAAAUUUGCAGUGCUGGGAUGCCCUGAGCUGAUUUCCUGGGUAUGGUGUGUGUUCCUCUUACUGGUUUGGACUGGAGGCCUUCUUAAAAAGGCCUGUUCCUUUUAUUGAAGAGCUAGAGAAUCUGUUUUUCCUAGUGUGACUCCUCAUGAGAUCAUAAUCUGAGAGAACACUUUAAAACAGGCCUGCACAGCUUUGGCUCCCCUGCAGCGGUUUGACUGGAACUCCCAUCAUGCCUAUUGGCCAGUGUGGAUGAUGGGAGUUGUAAUACAAAAACAGCUGAAGUUGUGCAGCCCUGCUUUAGACAGAAGAUUGGAUUGUUCUCUUCUAAGACUCAUGAUCUGGCUCAUUUGAUUUCACUGGGUAAGUCACAUGUAGUAUAGGAAAGGCUGCUUAUGAGUAGUGGGAGAAAAACCAGUUUCUUUGUGACUGCUUUGAGCCAGAGGUCAUUCACACAACUAAAAAUCAUGUUCUACCCAGGUUUGGGAGCUGUGUGUGCUUUCAAUUUUUUGGUUGUGUGGAAGCACGGUCGGAGGAAAACCUGGGUAGCUUUUCCUCCUACCUUGCUUUCACACAAUCACUUCUACCCAGGUUUUCUUCUUACUUUGUUUUCACACAAAGUAAGUUUUCACACAAAUGUUUCCCCCCAAACAUCGGGAGCACACACAGCUCCCAAACCUGGAUAGAACGCAGUUUUGGGUUGUGUGAAUGACUUCAUAGUUUUGAUCACCUUGAACCUUAAGUCUUCUUUUGUUAUCCACUUUGUGACUAGUUAGAUGUGCCUUUUGCUCCUGAACCAUCUUGAACAUACUGGUUUCUAGCUUUUACGGAAGCAGGAGAAAGGGAGUGGCAUCUAUCCAUUUGGUUGAAACCAUGACCCGGGCCUCCCAUUUUAAAAUGUCCACAUGUCCCUGCUGUAAUCCUACUAGCUUUUCAGUUCUUUGGUACGAUUACUAGAGUAAGUUUUAAAUGCCAGCAAAUCUUGUUUUUCAAUAGGGUAGAAAAAUGCUUCUUAACAGGAGAUAUUUCCAUGAUAUUUCCACAAUAUUUUCCCUUUUUCCAGCAGUAAGUGGCAUCCAGGAAUCGUUCACAGAUCCAAAAUGCACACUGCUUGGCAGUUAAGAUCACAUUUGGAUGUUCACCCAAGAAACAGAAGUGCCUUAGCAAUACAAACAUUAGUCCACAGACUGAUGCUGUAUUUGGUUUGAGACUGCCCCUAAACUCUGGAUUUGUGUGGCUUUAUAAGAAUGACUGUUAUAUUAAAGUUUCUGUUUUAUAAAAUGAAAUCAUACAAGA
Hemicordylus capensis (graceful crag lizard) is the source of this 3272-nucleotide messenger RNA. Its product is annotated as interferon-inducible GTPase 5-like. The record is from RefSeq and is a predicted model, not a curated record. The transcript has 2 exons. Gene Ontology annotation, molecular function: GTPase activity; GTP binding. Lineage: Eukaryota; Metazoa; Chordata; Lepidosauria; Squamata; Cordylidae. Gene Ontology annotation, cellular component: membrane. Bases 310 to 1617 code for a protein of 435 amino acids.